This is a messenger RNA of Magnolia sinica, 2911 nucleotides long. RefSeq names its product G-type lectin S-receptor-like serine/threonine-protein kinase At1g11300. Gene Ontology annotation, biological process: protein phosphorylation; recognition of pollen. Gene Ontology annotation, molecular function: ATP binding; protein serine/threonine kinase activity. Lineage: Eukaryota; Viridiplantae; Streptophyta; Magnoliopsida; Magnoliales; Magnoliaceae. Bases 55 to 2529 code for a protein of 824 amino acids. The record is from RefSeq and is a predicted model, not a curated record. The transcript is spliced from 7 exons.
AUAAGAAAAGCAAAGAGGCCUUCAAAACAGAAUUACAGCUCUUCCAAAGCAUCAAUGGAUUACACGCUCCUCCCCUUCACAUUCCUCAUAUUUUCCUCCCUCCAUUUGCUAACGUGCACCGGUCAGGACAGGAUACCAACCGGCACGUCCCUCUCCGGCAACGACACCAUCAUCUCUGCCGGCGAGAACUUCGCACUGGGCUUAUUCAACCCACCCAAUUCCACCAAAAGCUACCUCGCGAUCUGGUACAAUAAGAUCUCCGAUCGGACAAUCGCAUGGGUGGCCAACAGAGGAAAACCAGUAAUGGAUUCAGGUGGAGUAGUUACAGUCACCGGCAACGGGAAUCUCGUCGUGUUGGAUGGAAAUGGAAAAGUUGUGUGGUCCACCAACUUAACGGCCACCGAUCAAAACCGCACCGCAGUUCUCCUCGACAAUGGGAAUCUUGUUCUGAUGGAAGGAAAUAACUCGACUGUAUGGAAAAGCUUCGAUUAUCCAACGGCCACGAUGCUUCCCGGCAUGCGAUUCUAUCUAAAUCUCAAAACCAAUGAAAGCAUACGUACAGUAUCAUGGAAAGACGAAGUGGACCCCACGCCAGGCCCAUUCUCCGCUGGCAUCGAUCCUCACACGCCUCGCCAGCUCCAGGUGCUGAGAGGAUCAAAUCCAUUUUGGCGAGAGAACGUAUGGUUCAAAGAGCUGUCUGCGGCGAAACCGGAGGCGGAUCGAAAUUACUUCGUCUAUCUCUCUACACUGGCCAACGACGAUGAAGUGUACUACACGUUCUCCGUCUCUGACAAUUCGAUCUUCGUGAGGUAUUUUCUCAGUAAGGCGGGUCGUCUGGAGCUGCAAUCGUGGCGGGAUGAUACACAGAAAUGGACGGUGAGUUGGGCGUCGCAGAUGAAUAAGUGUGAUUUGUAUGGUCGGUGUGGGCCGUUUUCGAGCUGCGAUUACAACAGUACGGAAUCCGUUUGUAGGUGUUUGUAUGGAUUCGUGCCGAGAAUUAGGGAGGAAUGGGACUCGGGGAAUUGGUCUGGAGGAUGUGUGAUGCGGAAGGUUUUGGAAUGUGGUGUGGGAGAUGGGUUUUUGCAGUUGAGGAGAAUGAAAUUGCCUGAUUUUUCGGUGUCGGUGGGGAAUAUCAGUGUAUCGGAUUGCGAAGGUGUGUGCCGGCAGAACUGUUCUUGUGCUGCUUAUGCCUAUACGAAUAUUAGCGGGUGGCGAGCGUCGAAUUGCUUGAUUUGGGUCGGAAAUCUGACGGAUCUCGUGUCGAAUUAUGGGAAAUUGGAUCUCUUCGUGCGGCUUGAUUCGUCGGAAUUGGGUACAAAUGUUACAAAUGGUACAAUCCACGAUUCUAGUAAUAAGAGACCAUGGCUUGUAAUUCUUAUAUCCGUCGCUGCCGCAUUGAUUUUCCUUGGUGCGUUUGGCUAUCUUUUGUGGAGGAGAUACAAGAAACCAGGGAUGAGAAGAAACGAUCAUGCAAAUGAGAUGAACGGUCCUGAUGGACUUGCGAAUGGGGAGAACAUUUCAGACCUGCCAUUAUUCUCUUUUCAUAGUAUUGUAGCUGCUACAGGUAACUUCUGUACAGCCAACAAGCUUGGAGAGGGAGGAUUUGGUCCUGUUUACAAGGGGGUGUUGCCAGGCGGGCAAGAAAUAGCAGUAAAGAGACUUUCAAAAAGCUCUGGACAAGGUCUAGAAGAGUUCAAGAACGAAGUGAAACUCAUUGCCAAACUCCAACACAGGAAUCUGGUUAGGCUUUUAGGUUGGUGCAUCCAUGAAGAAGAAAAGAUACUGAUGUACGAGUACAUGCCCAACAAAAGCUUGGAUAAAUUUCUAUUCGAUCCAAUACAAGAAUCACCAAUAGAUUGGGGAACGCGCUUCCGCAUCAUGGAAGGGAUCUCUCAAGGACUUCUCUAUCUUCAUCGGCAUUCAAGAUUAAAAAUCAUCCACAGAGAUCUGAAAACUAGCAAUAUUUUGUUAGAUGGAGAAAUGAACCCUAAGAUUUCAGAUUUUGGUUUAGCAAGGAUUGUUGAAGGAAACCAGAGCAACGUCAAUACUAAAAGAGUGGCUGGAACAUAUGGCUAUAUGUCACCAGAGUAUGCCUUGGAUGGGAUUUUCUCCGAGAAAUCUGAUGUAUUCAGCUUCGGAGUGUUAUUGUUAGAAAUUGUGAGUGGCAAAAGGAACACAGGCUUCUAUCCUUACAAGGAAUCGCUAAACCUUCUCGGUUAUGCGUGGCAACUGUGGGAAGAAGGUAGAGGAUUAGCUUUGGUCGACCCACUGAUCAGUGAUUUGUGUGUCCCCCAUGAAGUAAUGAAAUGCAUUCAUGUGGGCCUUUUGUGUGUGCAAGAAGACCCGAAUGAUCGACCCAAGAUGUCUUCUGUUGUGUUCAUGCUGGGGAGUGAAACUGCAACGCCGCCAACGCCUAAGCAACCUGCUUUCUCUACUAUGAAGAAUCGCAACGUUGUUGAUCCGGCUUCUGAUGCAUCUGCUAAUUUUUCCGUGAAUUGGGUAACAAUCACUGAGCUAGAGCCGAAGUAACACUUCCAAAUAUUUUGUGGCAACACCUUUCAUUUUCAUCAAAGAGAACUAAAGCAAUUUUCUGGCAGGCAUGAGGAUUUGCAUAUAUGCGAAAGGAUCACUCUAUGGACUAUCUGAUGUGUGAAACAAUCCAAGUUUUGAUGAAGAUCAAAUCAGUAUGGCCCACCUAACAUAAUGCUCGAAUCUUGAACGUGUAUCUUUCGAGUGGACAGGAAGGGCUCACCGCGCGCAUGUCAAUCUGGCAAACUUCCUCUAAUAGCCAUGUUCAAUAUAAUUUUUGGCUGAAAUACAUUGCCUUGAAAUUUUUAUAAAUGUACUGUAAUACGAGUGCAAAAUUGUAAUUAAUGAGUAUGUGGGGCACAUUAUUGUAAAUUUUUAUGUA